AUGGAAUCUGCUGAUCCUUUUUCCACCGAUGCAUUCACAGUCUUCGUCUCUCUCACCGAAAAGAUGAUAACUCUUGACGUUGGAAGAUUUGAUACCAUUGACAAUGUCAAAGCCAAAAUCCAAGACAAGGAAGGAAUCCCCCCUGACCAACAAAGGCUGAAAUUUGCUGGCAAGCUGCAUGUUCGCACUCUUGCUGACUACAAUAUCAGAAAAGACUCCACUGUCUUCAUGGUCUUGUCAUCUGUGAUGCAGAUCUUCGUCUCUCUCACCGAAAAGAUCAUAACUCUCGAGGUUGGAAGAUUUGACACUAUUGACAAUGUCAAAGCCAAAAUCCAAGACAUGGAAGGGAUCCCCCCUGACCAGCAAAGGUUGAAAUUUGCUGGCAAGCUGCUCGAGGAUGGCCACACUCUUGCUGACUUGGGAAUCAGAAAGGACUCCACUGUCUUCGUGGUGCUUCAAGAGAAGAAAAGUCUGAUUUUUCCGAGUACUCUCAAUGGAAAGACCAUAACCCUUGAGGUUGGAAGGUUUGACACCGUUGAAGAUGUCAAAGCCAAAAUCCAAGACAAGGAUGGCAUCUUCCCGGACCAGCAAAGGCUGAUUUUUGAGGGCAAGCAGCUCGAGGAUGGGCGUGUUCUUGAUGACUACAAUAUCCAAAAUGAAUCUACUGUCUUCCUGGUUUGA
Fragaria vesca subsp. vesca is the source of this 681-nucleotide messenger RNA. RefSeq names its product polyubiquitin 11-like. Gene Ontology annotation, cellular component: nucleus; cytoplasm. Gene Ontology annotation, biological process: protein ubiquitination; modification-dependent protein catabolic process. The transcript is spliced from 4 exons. The coding region runs from base 1 to 681 and encodes 226 amino acids. Lineage: Eukaryota; Viridiplantae; Streptophyta; Magnoliopsida; Rosales; Rosaceae. Gene Ontology annotation, molecular function: ubiquitin protein ligase binding; protein tag activity. The record is from RefSeq and is a predicted model, not a curated record.